AGAUCAGAGAUAGGGAAAUUUGUUCGCAGGAGAGAGUGUAGGAAACCUUCGGUCUGAAAAAUCGAUUGAAGCUUCAGCGGAGAUGGCAUGGAGAGCUCAACUAUCUCGGAGUAUGAAGGAGCUUCGGAUCCUUUUCUGCCCGUCUUCCCCUGAAAGUUCCCUCACUAGGGAGUUCAUAGAAAAGAAUUACAAGGAACUAAAGGCUUUAAACCCCAAACUUCCAAUUUUGAUCCGUGAGUGCACAGGGAUUGAGCCACAAUUGUGGGCUAGAUAUGAUAUGGGUGUGGAGAGGGGCAUUAAUCUGAAAGGUAAGGUAGAGCCACAGAUCGAGAAGGCCGUGGAAGAGCUUGUGAAGAUUGGAGGAGCACUUAAAAGAUAAUGCUCCUAUGAACCAUUAGCAAUAAAACAAACUGAUAAGCAUGGGAAGAUCUCCCAAUUAUUGUUUGCUUUUGUUUAAUCUCUUGAUUUCAAUGUGAAUGUUUCUGAGAAUCAUCACUUUUGUUUGGGAGUUGCUUACUCUGUAUCCUUUAUUUGCUGUUUGCUCAGAUAACAUAACUGAGUGUCAUCCUUCUCUUUUCUAUCAGUUUUUCUGACUUCAACUUUGAACGUGUUCUAUGGGACUUAUUGGAUAGUUCAGAAGUCUUCAUAUAA
This is a messenger RNA of Tripterygium wilfordii, 651 nucleotides long. Its product is annotated as NADH dehydrogenase [ubiquinone] 1 alpha subcomplex subunit 2-like. NCBI's taxonomy places the organism in Eukaryota, Viridiplantae, Streptophyta, Magnoliopsida, Celastrales, Celastraceae. The transcript is spliced from 3 exons. The record is from RefSeq and is a predicted model, not a curated record. Bases 83 to 379 code for a protein of 98 amino acids.